Otolemur garnettii (small-eared galago) is the source of this 588-nucleotide messenger RNA. RefSeq names its product BCL2 like 10 (gene BCL2L10). The record is from RefSeq and is a predicted model, not a curated record. Gene Ontology annotation, cellular component: mitochondrial outer membrane. NCBI's taxonomy places the organism in Eukaryota, Metazoa, Chordata, Mammalia, Primates, Galagidae. The transcript has 2 exons. Gene Ontology annotation, molecular function: protein heterodimerization activity; protein homodimerization activity. Gene Ontology annotation, biological process: regulation of apoptotic process; extrinsic apoptotic signaling pathway in absence of ligand; intrinsic apoptotic signaling pathway in response to DNA damage. The coding region runs from base 1 to 588 and encodes 195 amino acids.
AUGGCAGACCCGUUGAGGGAGCGCACCGAGCGGCUGCUGACUGACUACCUGGAGUACUGCGCGCGGGAUCCGACUGCCCCGGAGCCGACGCCGUCCUCGCCCGAGGCCGCCUUGCUGCGCUCCGUGACCGCCUAUAUACAGCAGCGCCACUGGUCCUUUUUCUCCGCCUACAUAGGCUACCCCGGGAAUCGCGUUCAGGUGGUGGAACGGAUGGUGAAGGCUAUGCUCUCAGACAACCAGAGACUCAACUGGGGCCGAGUGGUGACGCUCGUGACCUUCGCAGGGACGCUUCUACAGAGGCCUCCAGUAGAAGCCAGGCGGGAGAAGCAGGACAAGUCGCAACUGAAGGAGGGAGAAGACGAAGUCGCCAGGGAUUGCCAGCGCCUAGUGGCCCUACUGAGCUCUCGGCUGGUGGGGCAGCACCGCGUUUGGCUGGAGGCUCAAGGCGGCUGGGAUGGCUUUUGUCAGUUCUUCAGGACACCCUUACCGCUAGCUUUUUGGAGAAGAUUGCUGUUCGAAGUUUUACUGUUGUGCUUUUUAGCAACGGUCUUCAUCUAUUUCUGGACACGACUUACUAGGAAUGUUUAA